GCCCUCGGGGCCAGGAAGCUCAGGAUCCUCGACUCCAAGCAGACCUCCGAGACAUGGGCCGCCGCGGCCCCUCGCCUCCCCAAGAGCGUCGUGAGCCGCACGACACACAAGGAGCCUGGCCUGCUGAGCGACGCCUUCCUCUCCGCCGUCGCGCCGCCGCCGCUUGCCGGUGCUGCUGGGGCCCGUGGGCAACAAGCUCAGCACGGAGAGGACCGCGGCCAGCAGGACGCUGCCGGGGAGGCGCCCCACCGCUGUGCGACCUGCGGGGCGGCCUUCAGGAGGGCGGCCCUUCUCCAGGCCCACAUUCGGACCCAUGCCGCUGAUAAACUGGACAGCGGUGAACACUGCAGCGACAGUAGUUCAGCGGAUAAUGCUGACCUCCGUAGACACGCGGGGACUCACACAGAUGAUAGACCCUUCAGAUGCCUGACUUGCGGCAAAGGUUUCACACGAAGCACCAUACUCCGUAAACAUAUGAUGACUCACACAGGCGAGAAACCUUACAAAUGCCGUACUUGCGGCAAAAGAUUUGCUCACUACACCAGUCUCCGUGGACACAUGAUGACUCACACGGGUGAGAAACCCUUCAGUUGCCAGACCUGCGGCAAACAUUUCUCUGAAAGUAGCAAUCUCCGUAAACACGUUGCCGCCCACGAGCCCAGGACCGCCGCGGCCGCACGCCACCCCAAGCGGGCCGUGAGAAGCAAGACCCACGAGCCCGGGCCGCAGGACCACGUCUCCCUCGCCGCCGCCGAGCCGCCGCCUGCCGGUGCUGCUGGUGCUCGCGGGAAGGAAGCGCAGGACGGCGAGGACCGCGGCCAGAAGGACGCUGCCGGGGAGGCGUCGGAGGCGCCCCACCGCUGUGCGACCUGUGGGGCGGGCUUCAGGAGGGCGGCCCUCCUCCGGGCACACAUGCGGACCCAUGCCACCGGCACCGCCCCCGAGCCCAGGACUUCCGAGCUGAAAGGUACCUCCGGAACGAAUCCC
Messenger RNA from Frankliniella occidentalis (western flower thrips), 987 nucleotides. RefSeq names its product gastrula zinc finger protein XlCGF7.1-like. Gene Ontology annotation, cellular component: nucleus. The transcript is spliced from 5 exons. The record is from RefSeq and is a predicted model, not a curated record. The annotation marks the transcript as partial. Lineage: Eukaryota; Metazoa; Arthropoda; Insecta; Thysanoptera; Thripidae.